AUCAGCACUUCCUCCCUUCUAGGGCAGCUGGUUCCGGGCUGGCGGGAGGCAGGCACAGCAAGCACAGCAGGCACUGGAAGCACAGCAACAAUCCAGCACUGCUCCUGCAGCGUGGGCACCCACACCUCUCCCACCCGGCACCAGGCACAAGUGCACUUCAACUAGGGCCGAGAAUUUACAAAGCUGCUGCGAGGAUGUUUAAAAAAGUCACCCAAAAAAUAGCAAAGCAAAUGGAUCCAAAAGGAGACCUGGUCCCCGUUCACAGCAUCUCAGAUCAAGACCACUUCAGACUCCUUUGCCUCGUUAGAAGGAAAAGGAAAGCCAGAUUCCACCCAUUCCCCUGCUACAGACGGACAGAAUACCGGCUCCAAGACGUGCUGCUGCCUGGCAAGGACAAGGACAGUGCUGAGUCCCUCCUUCCCAGCGGAGACAGCCAAGGCCCACGGGAGUUCACAACCACGGGAAGCGUCAGUGACAGAGUGGAUGGGAGCCUGAGCAUCCCCGUUGACGUCGAACUGGGAGGAGCUGCCUCGCUGUCCCAGCAAUGGCACGUCAAGCUGGAAAAGAAGCACAUACUGGUACCGAAACUUGAGGCACUGAGAGAUGAAAGGAAGAUCAACAUGAAGCACGACUUCAUCAAGCAGCUAAGGAAGGCAGGACAGAACUUAUAUGUGGUUCACGAAACGAUAGAGACCUCAGAGGAGGCCAGAUAUGAGGAAUCCACGGAGGCGGAGGCGAGGUUCAUGGCGCGGCUUUACGCCAAGUUCUCUGCUAAGGGCACCACUGGGAGCAAACAGAGCGUAACCAUACCCAGGGGCUGCACCCUGGCCUUCAGGGCGAUGCAGCUGACCAUCAGGGACGCAGCAUGGGGUAUUAACUAUCUCCCCGAGAAUAAUGCAUCAACAUUUGCAUCUGACGGUUUUCCACGCACAAAACUAGAUGCACUGGAGAAAGAAGUUAAGCAGAACUGUGACAUUCUCUCCCACCUGGCUGAUGAGCUGAACGUCAUCGUUGUGAAGUCCAUCAAAGCUGUGAUGAGAGACAGGAACCUCCUUGAAGAGCUGGCUGAGAAGAUGGAAGCAGUCCUCGAUGAACCUGAUAACUGCGAGCUGACAACACAGAGCCCAGACUUAAAAGAUCUGCUCAGCACACUGCAGUUUUCUCCACGUUGUGAUCUCCUCAGCCUGACAGGAGCCAUCUCCUACACCCUGGAUGCCUUCAGUGAGCUAACUGAGGAUCAGCUGCUGCUGCUGCUGGAGUCUUUGGAAAUGAAGAUAGUGCCCCAACAGCUUAAACUGGUGAGGAGCGUCCUGGAGCAGCGGGAGGAGCGCGGCAGCACGGCCGCCAGUUUGCUGUCCUCCUUCGGGGCGCGGGAGCUGGAGCUGAGCCGGGCGGUGCUGGAGAGGAGCGGCGCGGAGCUGCAGGGAAGCGGAGCCGCUGCUUGCAAAGAGGAAAACUUCCCGGCCCUGGCGGCUCUGUACGCAGCCCUGUACGCGCUGCACCGCCUGAAAGCGUCGGGAUAGGAGACGUGGGUCCUCCCGUUAGGGCUGACUGAAGGGGAAUUACUUCUUAUGAUUGAAAAGCAAUUACACCGAGUUUCUGUCCUCAA
This is a messenger RNA of Numida meleagris (helmeted guineafowl), 1609 nucleotides long. RefSeq names its product gasdermin A (gene GSDMA). Gene Ontology annotation, molecular function: phosphatidylserine binding; phosphatidylinositol-4,5-bisphosphate binding; phosphatidylinositol-4-phosphate binding. NCBI's taxonomy places the organism in Eukaryota, Metazoa, Chordata, Aves, Galliformes, Numididae. The transcript has 11 exons. Bases 195 to 1523 code for a protein of 442 amino acids. The record is from RefSeq and is a predicted model, not a curated record. Gene Ontology annotation, biological process: pyroptotic inflammatory response; defense response to bacterium.